This is a messenger RNA of Funneliformis geosporum, 1464 nucleotides long. NCBI's taxonomy places the organism in Eukaryota, Fungi, Glomeromycota, Glomeromycetes, Glomerales, Glomeraceae. The record is from the annotation of a GenBank genome assembly.
AUGUCACUUGAGUUAUCAGAAGAAGAAAGAUUUGGUAAUGAUCAUCAUGGAAAUAACGAACUGGAUAAAGACUCGUCAUUAAUAGAAAAUGAAAGUUUUGAAAAAGAGAGACCUUGGAAAUAUAAAAUAAUUGCUUUGAUAUGCGUUUUGUCUUUAGCUCUGGGAAGUCAUUACUCGGCUCAUACUCUUGACGCCUUAAAAUCGACCAUCAAAACGGAAUUAGGCAUUCCAAAUUCAAAAUAUGGAGUCAUUCAGUCAUCAGUAUCAUUGGUUAAUACAAUUCUACCUAUUCUUGGUGGAAUAUUUCUUGAUACAUUUGGCACAUUAGUUGGUUCAGUAUUGGCAACUUCUCUUAUAGCUAUAGGAAAUAUAUUAGUAGCAUUAUCGACUGAUUUAAAAUCAUUUGCUGUAAUGGUCAUCGGUAGAAUAUUAUAUGGAAUUGGAAGUGGUACCAUUGUUAUCGUACAACUGACUAUUCUAAGUCAUUGGUUCAAAGGAAAAGGACUGGGCAUUGCUGUGGGAAUUCAGAUUGCUGUGUCAAGAUUGUCAUCCUUUUUGGCCAUUAUAACGGUUAAUCCAAUAACAAAGAGUACAGGAUCAUAUAAAUGGGCAUUUUGGUUUGCGGCAAGCCUCUGUAUCUUUUCAUUGAUAAUCAACCUCGCUUACGUUCUUUUGAUGAAAUUCCUUCAUGAGAGGGUAAAAACCCAAGAAUUAUUGAAGAUAAAACAAAAGAAACAGUUUAAUCCUAAAAAAUUAUUGAUUUUUCCUGCUAUUUAUUGGAUCAUUGUUUCACUUGAAUUUGUGUUGGGUAGUGUGUGGACUUCAUUUUUAACAAUCAAUACGGAAUUGGUAAAGAUUCGAUGGAACCAUACGGAUAUAAACGCAGCUUACAAAUCAAGUAUUUCUCAAUUAUUCCCAAUAUUUAUUUCACCUUUCCUUGGAUUUUUUUUAGAUCGUUUUGGAAAUCGUUCCUUGACAUUGGUUGGUUCCGCAGUAUUUCUCGUUAUAUCAAUGUGUCUCCUUGGAUUCACAUUAGUUACUCCGAUAAUUGGAAUGGUUUUUUUUUCAAUUUCACUUUCGUUAGGACCAGUUGUAUCAUUAUCAUCAAUACCAAUAAUAUUACCUUUAGAUUAUGUUGGUACCGCAUUAGGUCUACUUAAAUCAAGUUCAAACAUUGGAUCAACAAUUGAUGAUAUACUAGUAGGAUUAUUACAAGAUUUGGACAAGGGAAAGUACGAUAUGGUUAUGAUAUUUUACUUGAUCAGCAGUAUAAUAGCCGUAAUAGUAGCUAUCGGCUUAUUUUUUGUUUCAAAAAAUUGGUGCGAUGGGAUAAUGGAUAUGAAGGAGCGUGAAAGGAAAUGUUAUUAUGAAGAAAAACAUGAAGUUUGUGAUCAAAUCAUAUAUAAUCAAGAGCUGAUGCAAGUGUACUUUUCUAACCAUGCUAUUCUUAUUGUUUCAGAUUAG